Pleurotus ostreatus (oyster mushroom) is the source of this 945-nucleotide messenger RNA. RefSeq lists its product as uncharacterized. Lineage: Eukaryota; Fungi; Basidiomycota; Agaricomycetes; Agaricales; Pleurotaceae. Gene Ontology annotation, molecular function: omega-amidase activity. Gene Ontology annotation, biological process: L-glutamine metabolic process; oxaloacetate metabolic process. The transcript has 10 exons. The coding region runs from base 1 to 945 and encodes 314 amino acids. The record is from RefSeq and is a predicted model, not a curated record. Gene Ontology annotation, cellular component: mitochondrion.
AUGGAACCACCUUUGAACUCAACCAUGCCCUUCAAAGUCCCGCCAACCUUCAAGUCGUUUACAUUGGCCCUAGUUCAGCUAGGAAACGUCGGCGCCAACAAAUCCGAUAAUUUACGCCAUGCACGGGAAAUGGUGCUCAAAGCAGCCAGUAGGCGGGCAGAUCAACAGAAACCAAGUAUAAUCGUACUCCCUGCAUGCGAGUGCUUUAACUCACCAUACGGGCAUGUCCACUUCCCGGUAUAUGCAGAGGAAAUUGGAUACACGCCCGGCACACCGUACGACAUCGCGAAGAGCACGAGUGAGUCCGUCAAAAUGCUCUCCGAAGUCGCGAAAGAAACGAAAUCGUGGCUUAUUGGUGGCUCCAUCCCCGAGAAAGAUGACACCGACGGCAAGAUAUACAAUACCUGCACCGUGUACUCUCCUGCUGGGGAACUCGUCUGCAUGCAUCGCAAAGUUCACCUAUUCGAUAUAGACAUUCCGGGAAAGAUCACAUUCAAGGAAAGCGAGACUCUCACCGGAGGGAAGUCGAUGAACUUCUUUGACACUGAAUUUGCACGUAUCGGACUUGGGAUUUGCUACGAUGUUCGCUUCCCAGAGCUUGCGAUGAUCGCUGCCCGCAGAGGUUGUCACGUUCUAGUAUAUCCAGGCGCCUUCAACCUGACUACAGGGCCCCUUCACUGGGAGCUAUUGCAAAGGGGGCGAGCUGUAGACAAUCAAGUCUUCUUCUCCAUGUGCAGCCCGGCGCGAGACCUCACUGCAGGGUAUCAUGCCUGGGGGCACUCUAUGGUGGUGGAUCCGAUGGGACUGAUCCUCUCCGAGGCUGGUGAAGAUGAAACCAUCAUUUAUGCAGACAUCGAUCCUGAGACUUUCAAAACAGCCAGAGCUGGUAUACCUGUAACGACCCAAAGGCGGUUUGAUGUAUAUCCCGAUGUUAGCGUCGCUUGA